UUGCAAUUUUAGUGUGUUGCUCAAGUUACUUCUGUUUUUAAGGUGUGAUCCGCAUGGCCAAUAUUAAGCGGUGACUUUUUUUAGUGUUUGUAGAGGUACAGUUGAUAUGUUACAGUACUGCUGUUGUAUGUAAGCGAGUGUUUGGUUGCGUUAUAUGGACACUAAGCCAAGGUGCAGACCGUACCAACUUUGGCGCCUUGGCUACUUUCCACAACACUUGGUGGAGGAGGAUGUCUCCAUAACUCCCAGCACCCAGACGUGACCAUCUGCAGAGACACAGGGCUUAUCAGAGCUGAUGUGACCGCAUAAAAACAACAGAAGGCAAUUUUCCUCUGUUCUUACAUCACAAUAAAGUAAUCUCUCCUAAUCAAUAAAUUACCACAAGAUUUGGUGUCAAGUGGUUUUGGAGAUACAGAGAGAAGAUGACAACUUCCACACCACACUACUCCCUUAUAUCCCUCAGGGAUUGCAGGGUGCUAUGAAUUAAAUUAAAUGUAACAUUUGAACCACCACUACUGAAAACGAAUGUACAAAAUGUUAUCACAGGGAAAUGUAAUUGCAGUGGCAGAUGAAGUACCUCUAAAGCCACACGGGAGUUAAAGUACAGCAGAUAACAGUGUAGAAGACAUCAGGAAGUGGCCUUAGUCAAACACACACAAAGGACGAGGAUGGCCCCUGAGAUCGAGUCUGUGGUACGUGCUACCCAGGCCUGGCUGCAGUCCUCUUGGCAUGUCCAGGUGCCCUUUGCCUGGCUGGAAGCCUGCGUGGAGUGGCUGCAGGAAGAGGCAGGAGGAGCAGGUCGGCUGUCACAGCAGCAAAUCAACCAACAGGCACUGGACCAGUGGCUGUUGACAGACUUGAGGGACCUGGGCCACCCUGUUCUCCCUGAGGGGCUCUCUCAGGCCCAGGAGACUGAACUCAGCGGCACCUUCUGUGUCCAGGUUGACUCAUUAAUAGACAUCAGCCAGCCUGCGUACAGUCAGCUGCAGAAGUGGAGGGGCUCAGAUUGUGCCAACGACGAGGUGUCUGCUGUCACACAGGCCACGCAGAGGCCCUGGGAAGCCAGAGCGACCCGUAUGCUACUAUUGCAGGUGACAGAUGGAGUCCAGAGCUUGGAGGCCAUGGAGUAUCAGCCUAUCCCUGCACUCAGCACAGCUCUCAGGCCUGGUGUGAAGCUGCAGCUGCAGGGGCAGAUGGUUUGCAGACUCGGGAUGCUUCUGUUGGGGUCAACCAACAUCAAGGUCCUGGGUGGUGAGGUGGAGGACCUGGUGGAGAGAAAUAAACAGGGCAAGGUGCUGUGUCGGACGCUGGGACUCCCUGAGGAGGAGCAGCAGGAGGGGCAAGAGGCCCCACCUGCACCACAACAAGGGAACCAGGACGUGGACGUGCUGGAACUUGAUGACGCAGAGUUAUUGGCCAAUCUGGAGGCCCAGGAGGAGGUUGAAAGGGUUCAGGUUGAGCCUGUUCAAGACAGCGGCUACGGGACGCUCAGCAAGACCUCGACUCAGUCCUCGAGAACCUCCUCUGUCAGAAGCCUCGUCUCCACAGCCUCAUACAGAAGUGAAGCCUCUGCCAGUCCGUACAGAAGCAAUUUCACCCAAAACAACAGAGGGGCUUCAGUCCAAGGUCAUCACCAUGGUAACAGUCAUGAGGAUUCAGACCUCUCGAUUCAGAUCCCAGAUCACAACAUGACAGACGAAGACUUUCCCGAUCAAGAAUUUGAUGAUUUUCCCCUGGAUGAGUUGGACAGUGUGAUUUUUCAAGAAAGUACAAAUGUUGCUGCGCAGUCUGACUGCAGCCACAGAAACACGCCACAGAACAACAACAACAACAACAGAACGGGAAAUCCUAAUGGAGCAACAAAAGCCCAAACUGCACAGUUUGAGCAGCCCAGUUUGCAUGGCUCUGGGUCACACCAUGGUUCUAGCAACUCUAGAUCCAUCUCACAGAAAAGAGCCUAUCAAGACUUCUUUAAAGGAGCUACAGGGCAGUCCUUUAACCCGGCAGCAGCUUUAGAGCCAUCAAAUGAAGAAGAAUUUGUAACUAAUAAUGAGAGUGAUUUCAUGGAUGAAGAUAUGGACUGCCUUCUUGCAGAGGUAGAAACUGAGGGGCCAAAUCAGGUCUCUGUCCAACAAGGACCAAUUAGAGAAAGAGAGAGCGCCAGAAAUAAAACAGCCACUUCCAGUUGUAGACUUACCAGCGACUCAUUAAGUGUAACAGAUAAGUUUUCUAUGAAGACAGAGUCUGCAUUCGAGAGCUCACACAGCACACGUCAGGGGCAAACCUCUAACACUGCAGUAUUUGAUAGACUAUCUGCUAAAAAAGGACCUCAGAGUGACAGCUCGGUCACUUUGACCUCUCCACCUUUUACAUAUUUGUGUGUGUUAGAAGAGACAAUGUCCAAACCUCACCCACGGACCACAGAGAUCCGUGUCAAAGCUUUUAUCGUGACUCUUUUAGGGAAACUAAGCAGCAGCAACGGUCUUUGGGGCAUCUGCGCUACGGUAUCUGAUGGAACUGGUUACCUGGAUGUGGAGUUGUCUGAUGAGGUUUUGACGGGCCUGCUGGGCUUCUCGGUGGCAGAGAAGGGGGCUUUAAAGCGUGACCCAGCCCGGAAAGGCGAGCUGGAUGCCGGGAUGAGGAGGUGUCAGGAAGGGCUGGUGGACAUGUGCUGCGUUAUGACCAUCAUGGUCGAAGCAGACGGCAGGAAAGCCGUGGUGACCAAGGCCGACCCCAUCAAUGAGAAAGUAGUCCAGGAGCUGGAGCAGAGGGUGAGAGAGAGGAGAAAAUAGACACGGAGGAGAAGUUAGGGGGAAGUGGGUGAUAAUGAGAAAAUUACAGGCAGUGGAGAAGUAUAUUGCCCUUAAGCAGAGAUGAGAAAUUGAAUGAAAUAAAGGUGGGUUUUUUUUAGGAUUGGUGAUCAAGCUGUUGUCACUGCUUCAGAUUUGGAGAGCAGUGUGUUGCAAUGCGCUCCAUCUGCUGUAUGCGAAUGUGACAUUCUGUCAUUUGUCUUUAGAGAAAUUUUCAUUCAUCUAUUCAGAGAGCUAUUUUCUGCUUAACAUUCACAGCAUCAAUUCCAAGGAAAGUAACCACAUAUAACAUCAACACUGAUUGAUAAUCAACAUAUUAGUUCAAACUAAAUAAGUUGCGCAUCCCAAAUUGUAACAUUGAAAACUACGUGAGGAAGGAGAGUGAAGCAUGCAAGAUGAGAGAGGGGAAAUGGGGAGAAAAUAAUUCAUGUUCUGAUUGUUGUAAUGAAUUACCAGCCUUUGCAUUCAUUCAGUACAUCCAUUACUUCUGACUAAAAAUGAUUGAAUAUCCAAGGGCAGCGUGGGGCUUUAAUAAACUCCCUGAGAGGAGAAUGAGAGGAAAGGGAGAUAAAGGAGAGGCCAUGAGCUUCGAUUAUUUUUACAUCAUAGAGCCUCAACUAUGUUAUUGUCUUUAAUAAAUUCAUAUACUGCGAAUGUAUGUGUUAAUUCACUGUGUAUUAAAAUAAGAUUGUUCUGAAGGUUUUAUAAUUCUCUUUUACACACACUGACUAAUAAAAACAUGCUUGAAGUAAGAGCUCGCUACUGAUUUUAUCUAUCCAUUUCUUCUUGUUAAGUGAGUAUUGUAUUAACAAUAGGAGAGAGAGGCAGUGUUCUGUUUGGUUUGUAAUAGUCUUAUUAAAUGCACCUUUGGGAUGAGCACUGUUUAAGCUCAGAUAAUGGUAACUAAAGGUAGCUGUGCAGUUGUCUUUAGAGGUAGAAAUGUCUCAACAAUUUUUGUAUUACUCAAAUUAAUUUGUGUCUUGUCUGCCGUCAUACAAUAUAAUUAGGCGUCACUUUGAUGUCCUCAGUGUGAAAAUGAGCAAAAUACAUGCUAAUAAAUGAUGUAUGUUAUGUGUCUCUGUGCGUUUGUGCAGGAGAGCACAUACAUGUUACUGUCACUGUGUGCACUUCCAUUCAGG
Molecule: messenger RNA, 3949 nt
Organism: Plectropomus leopardus (leopard coralgrouper)
Lineage: Eukaryota; Metazoa; Chordata; Actinopteri; Perciformes; Serranidae
Source: RefSeq, a predicted model, not a curated record